UUCGACUCCAUUCCUUGUCCCACUAAAAACUCUUGCAACACAUUCACCCACACCCUCGCCAGUUCAUCUCUUGGAAUGGCUUCAGAAUCCAGUUCAAAUGGCCUUGUCGCUGUCUCUUUGCCAAACAGAGAAGGAAACAUUGGGAACAAGCCACCGGUAUGGCCUCUGCAGGACACCAGUGGAACACUUACCCCACCUCUGCCCGCGAAAUGUGACAGAAACGAUCGUCGGGACGGUGUUUGCUGCAAAGACUUGAAAGAUGAAGAUGAUCGCACGCUCAUUGAUCCUGAUGUCGUCCGUGAUGUUGUCAUCGGACUUUCAGACGGCUUGACAGUCCCCUUCGCACUGGCAGCGGGUCUGUCAUCUUUGGGCACCUCAAGAUUAGUUGUCGUCGGUGGAAUAGCCGAACUCAUUGCUGGUGCUAUUUCUAUGGGCAUUGGCGGCUUCUUAGCAUCUUCGGCAGAGCGGGAUCAUUACCAGUUCAUGCGACGCCACUUGUCGGCACGGGUGCAGCGGAGCUGCGUUGGAGAAAUGGAGAGGGAAGUAUACGAUGUGCUUGGGCGCAUAGGUGUCGACGAGCAGACAUGCCGCGCGGUUACCAAGUGCCUCAAAGAUGCGGAAUUUGACCCUGAAGUCGAUGGAAACAGUUCGCCGUCAGAUGAAGAAGCGCAGUUGCUAAGAUGGAAGAACCAAGUCGGUCUGACACCGUUUCUACUCAAAUUUGGAGAGGGAAUGGAGGAAAUCUCGAAGCGUCGAGUAUACGUUUCGGCGCUGACAAUUGGUCUUGGAUACUUGGUUGGCGGAAUCAUUCCCUUGAUUCCAUACUUCUUUGUUCCAGAAGCGCAUGUAGCGCUCAUAUACUCCUGUAUUGUCACAGGUAUCGUCCUGCUGAUAUUCGGAGCUGUGAAAUCUCGCGUUACUGGUGCUGGGCAGGGCGCUGGAGGGUACAUAUGGGGAGCAGUCAGCACUCUGUUUGUUGGUGGUACCGCUGCCGCCGCAGCUUACGCUCUUGUUGCAUGGCUGGAAGUUUCGUAGGCUUAGCGCGUACGAGUUUUCCUCGAUUUAUAGAAUCAACGCAUCAUUUACACGAGCAGCAUGAGUGGUCUGGUAGAUGGCUGAGCGCUGAGUUGUUGUCAACUUGCAACCUUGGGUGUUGUUUGGACAAGUAAAUGCGUACGGUCACGUGAUUGACAGCACAUC
Messenger RNA from Suillus clintonianus, 1200 nucleotides. Its product is annotated as VIT family-domain-containing protein. Gene Ontology annotation, biological process: intracellular manganese ion homeostasis. Lineage: Eukaryota; Fungi; Basidiomycota; Agaricomycetes; Boletales; Suillaceae. The coding region runs from base 76 to 1035 and encodes 319 amino acids. Gene Ontology annotation, cellular component: fungal-type vacuole membrane. Gene Ontology annotation, molecular function: iron ion transmembrane transporter activity; manganese ion transmembrane transporter activity. The record is from RefSeq and is a predicted model, not a curated record. The transcript has 3 exons.